UUGGGAAAUUGAAUUUCUGGCAACUCGCCGAAAUUGCUUGUUUUCUUGCUUACAAAUAAUUUAACAAAAAAUUAUUACAUAAAAAUGUCAAUUCCGUUUAGCGGGACUUUACGCCGUUCAGGCGGCAUUGUAUCGGCCAUCGGCAAACAACUAAAGAGUGUCAAUCUCAAAGGUGUUAAAAGGAUAACAGUACAGUUUGAUCCGUUUGCGGAAAAUGUUAAAUCCACAAGAGAAUUUCUGUUCCUGCUCUCCACACCAAAAGUUGCCCAAACGAAUCCCAAGUGUGUGGUCAAACCGGACAUUGUUUGCAAUCGUCAGCCCGCAUCCAUUAACUUUUCCCUAAUUGAGACGGCUCAAGAACAAGCCAAAGUCAAGGAGAUACGCUUCAAUAGCGAGAAUUUGAGCACACUCGAACUGCUUCAACUGUGCAAUAAGCACGUCUCCUCCCUGGCCCCACCUGAGGAGAUAACCAACAAGGUUCUAACCAAAGCAGAGAAACAAAAGCUCGUUGGCGGUGCAGGCGGCAAAAAGGGCGGCAGCAAGAAGAAAUAA
This is a messenger RNA of Drosophila willistoni, 552 nucleotides long. RefSeq lists its product as uncharacterized. The coding region runs from base 85 to 552 and encodes 155 amino acids. NCBI's taxonomy places the organism in Eukaryota, Metazoa, Arthropoda, Insecta, Diptera, Drosophilidae. Gene Ontology annotation, cellular component: mitochondrial large ribosomal subunit. The record is from RefSeq and is a predicted model, not a curated record. The transcript has 3 exons.